UUGAAACGUGUUUCUAUGACAACUUCGUCCGAGGAGCCAGCGUGCAGUUUAGUAGAUACGCGGCCUGAACCUCGUUAUAAAUAUAAGUAAACUAUUUUUUUAUCUUUACCUAAUAGAAUGUAAGGUUGUUAAUUUGGAGAGGUGGUCAGUAUAUACGAUUGCAAAACAACGGCGUUGUUUCCUGUAUUUCAAUUCAUGUACCAAAUUAACCUAGUCAAAAUAUGUAACCACUUAAUUAUGUUGCAACGUGUAAAUCUUUGUGAAUUUUACCAUGUAAUGAGCAAUGAUUCUGCCGUUUGUUUUUGUGCUGCUUUCGUCUUCGUGUUUCCUCUGCUUGUAAAAUAUGUGUUAUUUGUAUUAAUGCACCAAGUUUGUGCGCAAUUCCAGUCGGAUUGUUAGUUCACCCGCAGUUAUUUCCAUCGAGUUUCUGUUGUGAAGCGUCAAUGUAAGUGGACUGAAAUACAGAGGAGACGAGAAUAAUGACGGCAGUAUUGCCCCAGUGGUCUCUCUCACUUCCUCUUCCUGCAGUAUUAUUGAUUGCAGUGAGCAUUUAUAUGGUUCUCCUGGUGGUGGCACUGUGGUGCCGACAUUGUCUCAAGGCUCAGUGCUCGCCACAGUGCAACACCUGCUGCACCAGCACCAGCCCCUGUGAAUACUGUCUAGUGUGCGCCGAGACGUGUGAUUGCCGUCUGCCAUCGCUGCAUACGUGCCUCGACCAAACCUGCCCCUCCCCUUCAUGCUCCAUGUGGGACUGUGCCUGCACCUGCCAGCCCCCUGACUGUGACUCUAUCAACUGUCUCUGCUUUGAGAUCAAGUUCCGGUAGGACAGGACUAAGUCCACCUCCAGAGGCCCACAGGCAGCCAGAUCUGUUGGGUUGGAUUUACUGACCUCACUCUGCAACCUUGCUGUUCCCACAAGCAUCCUUAUGUCAAUUCCAAUAUCACCCUUCAGUUUCACCACAUUUUUCCAUCUCCAUCGGCAAACUUCACCAGUGGUAUGCCUGGACCUCAUCGUGCAAGACAACAGAGAAAUCCUCUGAAAAGUCCCCCAAAAUACUCUACACAUUUUACAGGUACACUUCAGGUAUACCUUAAGUUAUUUUUAUGAAAGAAGCUGAUUAAAAGUGAUUGACAUUAAUGUGUAGUUUCAGUGAUUUUUAUUUUUUUGUGAGUUCAGAGCCUUGUAACUCCUGCAUCCUUUUGAAUAUUUUUUUUGUUUCAAACCUGGUAAGGGCUAUUUUCUUUCCAAUCAAGUGGAAAAAAUUGUACACCUCCCCCCACAUGCCUAAAAACAGAAACUUGUAUAAUUUUGGAGGUCAGUGUUGUACAGCAGUACACAUGCAUGUGUAUUUUAUUAAAUGUUUGAUUUCUGUUUUUAUCAUGUUUCAAGAUAUGACAUGAAAUGUUUAAUUCAUCUCUAGCUUGUCAUUUUCAUGUAUUUGCCAUUAUUGUAA
Messenger RNA from Brienomyrus brachyistius, 1454 nucleotides. RefSeq lists its product as uncharacterized. NCBI's taxonomy places the organism in Eukaryota, Metazoa, Chordata, Actinopteri, Osteoglossiformes, Mormyridae. The coding region runs from base 480 to 824 and encodes 114 amino acids. The transcript is spliced from 4 exons. The record is from RefSeq and is a predicted model, not a curated record.